ACAACCACUAAACAAAAUCACGAUCAAUUUUGUUUUAUUCCCUUCUGAUGGCUUCAACACUUGAGAGUGGUUAGAAGUUGAACUUUCUGUUAAUUAAAUUGUUAUUUCAUAUAGACAUUCCCGUCGUGGAAGUUUGCCAGACGAAGGGCUACUUGUGGGGAUCGGCGAGUACAUGACAUACAACAUAGCGACUGCCGUGAUGGACGUGAUGGAUGCGUGUCGCUGCUGCUUGCGGUGUCCGCCGGACAAGGACCUGACGACGCCGUACAUACAUCUCGACAGAACGGAGAUAUAUGCCGACAUGAUUAAAGAGUGCUUUAAUAUACAUCUGGUAGUGGGCGGCGCGGGCUCAUGUGGCAUCUGCUCGGCUUGCGUGGGCCGCCUGCGAGACGCGAGCGACUUCAAGCUGCAAGUGCAAAGCAGCCAGUUGCUUCUGCAGGAGACACUGCUUGUUAAAGAGGAGCCUGCGGUCAAGGGUGAGCUGGCUGAUGAUGCAGAUGAAGACCCUGGGUCUGAUGUGUUAUAUGAAGUGCCCGUGAAGUUGGAGUUGGGGAUGCUGGGUGAAGAUGGGACGGGAGGAGUGUUGGAUGAAGACCCACUUAUAAAGUCGGAGGCGUGUGAUGCGCCGAGUGACCCGUCGGCGGCGGUGAUGGCGGAGCCGGCGCCCACAUCCGCAUGCAAGCCUACGCACAGUGGAGAAAAACUAUACGCUUGCGAAGACUGUGGCAAACAUUUUAGAAAUAAGUAUACUUUAAGAAAACACAUACAACACACUCAUUUAUCGUCCGGACCGGAACAUCAAAGACAUAAUAGUAAGAAACUGUAUAAGUGUAGCCAUUGCGAUUACAACUCCAUUCGGAAAUCAAAUUUACUUGCUCACGAGAGGAGACACACCGGGGACAAACCAUAUACAUGUAGUUACUGUGAUUUUAAAUGCAGUCAUAAAUCGACCAUACGAAAACAUCUAAUGACGCAUACAAACGAACCAAAGAAAUUUAAAUGUAUCGAUUGUAACUACGAGUGUAGCCAGAAAGGACACCUAAUAAGGCAUCAAAUGAUACACACUGGUGAAAAGCCUUUUUCAUGUAGCCACUGUGAUUUCAAGUGCAGUGAUAAGUCAAGUUUAAAAAAACACCAAAUGAUUCAUACUGGGGCGAAGCCAUUUAAAUGUAGCGAUUGUGGCUACGAGUGUAGGCAGAAAUCGAACCUACACAGACAUCAGUUAAAACAUGUUGAGAAGCCUUUAAUGUAGUUACGUGAUUACAAAUGCAAUACAAACACAUCAAAUGGUAGUCAGUUAUUGUGACUACGAGUAAGUAGAAGGAAAACCUACUUAGAUACGUCGAUACACACUUGUGAAAAGCCUUAUUCAUGUAGCUACUGUCAUUACACACGCUGAUAAUAUUCUAUAGUAUGUCAAAGGACUGUCUCAUUUCAAACAUAGACAGAGAGAAUCAUACUAUCUUUGUCUUACACUAGUACUAGCACCCAAAAGAAAAGGAUGAGUAUAGAUUUCUUUUUGUUCUUAUUUACUGCCAAUUUGGUUUGACCAACUAUAGAAGCCUAUGCCAGUAAUCCGGAAACGGAGCAAUUUGUAUUUUUUUUUUACUCCAAGGUUUCUAUGUUUUUAUACGUAAGUUCCACCAUGUUUACAGAUUUUUUUAUAAAUACAUAUAAUAAAG
Molecule: messenger RNA, 1682 nt
Organism: Cydia strobilella
Lineage: Eukaryota; Metazoa; Arthropoda; Insecta; Lepidoptera; Tortricidae
Product: zinc finger protein 182-like
Exons: 6
Coding region: 173-1252 (359 amino acids)
Biological process (GO): regulation of gene expression
Cellular component (GO): nucleus
Molecular function (GO): zinc ion binding
Source: RefSeq, a predicted model, not a curated record